UAAGAUAAGUGUUAAAAAGUACUCGGAAGAGAUUUAAACUUCCUGUAUGAUUUCUGUUGUCAUGACUUUCAUUACUCUCGCUAUUUUAUUAAUUGUCGGUUUAAAAACCGCGUCUUGCGAUGGAGAAUGUGAACUCAAAACUACUUGUCACGAUUGCAUACAAGAAUUGGGGUGUUCUUGGUGUUCCGAUCCUAAGGGAAAUUUUUCUCAUUGCAAUUCUGAUAGACUUUCCUCUUCCUUUUGUAACACUCAACUAGUUAAGGUAAUAGCUUCAAAAACCAUCGAUAAAAAUUUACCUUUAUCCUCAACAAAAGGUCGAGUUGUUCAACUUAGGCCUCAAAUGUUCACGAUAAAUGUAGCCAAAAAUCAAGAGUACCAUUUAGAUUUUGAGUAUCAACAAGCUGAAAAUUAUCCUGUUGAUUUGUAUUAUUUGAUGGAUUUAUCCUAUUCGAUGUUGCCCCACAAAACUACUUUGGGACGACUGGGACAAUCAAUUAGUUUUACCAUGAGAAGUUUGACCAACAAUUUUAGAUUAGGAUUUGGCAGUUUUGUAGAUAAGCCAACAGUUCCUUACGUGAACCUUGCUAAGACAUAUAACUUCAGAAGUGAGAGAGUAAAGCCGUACAGUUUCAAAAACCAUUUGUCACUCAACGAAAACUAUCAAGAGUUCAACAAAAAAGUUCAAAGUGCCAUAAUAUCAGAAAACGUGGACACUCCGGAAGGUGGACUGGACGCUUUAAUGCAAGCCAUCGUUUGCAAAAAGGAAAUCGGUUGGAGACCUCAGGCACGUCAUCUUUUAGUCUUUUCGACGGACGCCUCGUUUCACAUCGCAGGUGACGGACGUUUGGGUGGUGUGAUUGAGCCAAACGACGGACAGUGUCACAUGAUCAACGAUGAGUACGUCGCGGCUUUGAAGUACGAUUAUCCUUCCAUCUCGCACAUAAACCACGUGGCCAAAAUCAACAACAUCAAUCUUGUGUUCGCCGUCAGUAACAAGAAGAACAUCAACGCAACGUACCACUAUUUGUCAGAGAAGAUUGAAAAUUCGAACGUUGGCACCCUAAGUACCACCUCUUCCAACGUCGUACAAUUGAUUAGUGACAACUACAACAAAAUCGUGGACUCGGUGACGAUGACCAGUAACGCUCCGGACCACAUUUCCGUUUCGUUCACCAGCAACUGCCCUUCCAAAAUACCAAACGGUUGCACGGACGUGAAGUUGGGCAAAAUCAUACGUUUCAGGGCUACUAUCAAGGCGGAAAAAUGUGUUAACAACGAGACCAUCAUUAUCAAACCGGCCGGUUUGGACGAGCAGAUAACGGUUAAACUGAACGUCAUAUGCAAAUGCGAUUGUGAAUCCCCCAAACAUCAUUCGUUUGAAGCGUCGUCUCCCUCUUGCAGCCGACAUGGUGACUUCGCUUGCGGCGUCUGCAACUGCAACGGCGGAAGGUACGGUGCGAGAUGCGAGUGCGACGGCGAUUCGGACACGAACGAGGACGUGACUCAGUGUCAGGAGACGGAAAACGGGCCGGUUUGCUCGGACGCCGGCACGUGCAGGUGCAACGAGUGCGUCUGCAACGUAAGGGAGAAUCCCGACGAAAAAAUCUACGGCAAAUACUGCGGAUGUACCAACUACAAUUGUCACAGGUCUCGAGGAAUUUUGUGCGGCGGACACGGCGAAUGUGAUUGUGGCAAAUGUAAAUGCCACGACGGUUGGAUUGGUGAUGCUUGCGAUUGUUUUUUGGGUAACAGCACUUGCAUAGCGCCAGGAAGCGAGGAGGUUUGUUCGGGACAUGGAACCUGCAAUUGCGGCAGUUGUAAAUGCGACCAGGAUGGAAACAGAUAUACGGGGACUUAUUGUCAGGAUUGCACGACCUGUCGUCCCAGGUGUGAGGAAUUGAGUCCUUGUGUGGAAUGUCAGGCGUACAAAACCGGAUCCUUGAACGCGACCUGCGAGACGUGCACCAACAGUUUGGAACUGGUCGAUAAGUUCGACGAAGAAUUCAACCCUGAAGUGAAAGAUUGUCAGGUUCUCUUAAACCACGGUUGCAGGAUGCACUUUCAGUACAGUUACGACCAGAAUCAACUGAUCGUGGUUCGUGCGUUAAAAGAGAAAAUCUGUUCAGUGCCUCCACUUGCUUGGAUUAUUGGUGUGAUGGUUACCGUUAUUAUAGCUGGUAUUGUGAUGUUAUUGAUUUGGAAAAUAUGCACCACCAUACAUGAUAGAAGGGAGUACAGCAAAUUUGAGGAAGAGAAGAAGAAGCUGAAGUGGCAUUCGAAUCAGAAUCCCUUGUAUAAAGGGGCUACCUCUAGUUAUGCCAAUCCAGCGUUUAAGAGACAAAGUGUCAAGACAUAAAUUCUUUGAAUAUUUAAACACUUUGUGAAUUAAAAAUGUUCUCAUUAGGUUUAGAUACAAAAUACUAUUUCUUAUUGAUUUAGGAAUUAAUUUAUUACAUUAAAAUAAAAAAGUUAAAUAUAAUAAUAA
This is a messenger RNA of Aethina tumida (small hive beetle), 2485 nucleotides long. Its product is annotated as integrin beta-PS. Gene Ontology annotation, cellular component: integrin complex; cell surface; focal adhesion. Lineage: Eukaryota; Metazoa; Arthropoda; Insecta; Coleoptera; Nitidulidae. Gene Ontology annotation, biological process: cell adhesion mediated by integrin; cell-matrix adhesion; cell migration. Gene Ontology annotation, molecular function: integrin binding. The transcript has 7 exons. The coding region runs from base 47 to 2356 and encodes 769 amino acids. The record is from RefSeq and is a predicted model, not a curated record.